Molecule: messenger RNA, 1317 nt
Organism: Melospiza melodia melodia
Lineage: Eukaryota; Metazoa; Chordata; Aves; Passeriformes; Passerellidae
Gene: TMIGD1
Product: transmembrane and immunoglobulin domain containing 1
Exons: 7
Coding region: 430-1206 (258 amino acids)
Source: RefSeq, a predicted model, not a curated record
GGGCAUGGUAAUGGGGCUUUGGGCAGAAAGGGACAAAUCGGAGUCUACUCCUGCUCUAGAAUAAUCUAGAAUAAAAUCCCUGUGGCUUGAAACAGUGCUGUGAACACACGGAAAGCUGGGGGAAAAAAGGUAUUAUUUUUGGCUGAAAGUCUUUAUGGCUGAUGCAGGAACUCUCUCAUUAGUUACUCAUUGCCUCAGAAAGUCUCAUAAAACAGCCAGCAGAGCCCAGCAAAUACUUCAGUCUUGUGGGAGCUCAGAAAUCCAGGAACUGAACGAGGCCUUGAACCCAUUUUAUAGACUCACUUCUUACUGAACGAUCAUAAAAUAUUAAAAUUCAGACCUUAUAAAUAAGGAGGGGAAAGAACUGUGCAUUUCCCAGCAGAAGCAGCCUCUCCAGAGACUCUUCCCAAGAGCCAGCUCUGCUCCGAGAUGGUGCAAAGACACAGCCUGACCAUCCCCCAUGGAGUGCCUGUCCUGGCUGUUUCCUUCCUGGCAUGUGUGGCCACAGGUGUGGAGCUGUCUGUAAAUAACCAGGCUGCUGACUUCACCCUGUCCACAGGGCUCAGCCCUGCCAUCUCCCUCUCCUGCCUCGUGCACAACAGCAGCCAGGCCGAGGAGCUGCUCUGGUACCGCGGGGAUGGGCAAGUGGAUCUGAAGGAUGGGAAUAAAGUGAACAUCAGCAACAUCUGCAUCUCCCCAGUCAACGAGUCUGACAACGGGGUCACCUUCACGUGCAGGCUGGCACGGGACAGGGCUGUGCAGGUGUCUGUGACCCUGGAUGUGCAGUUCCCUCCCCAUCUGAGUGGAGAGGAGACCCUGCACGUGGAAGAAGAGAAAGAUGUUACCCUGACCUGCAACUCCAAAUCCAACCCUCAAGGCCAAAGCACCUGGUUAAAGGACAGCCAGAGCCUGACCCUGCAGCAAAGUCGGCACAAGCUGUACCAGACCAGCGAGGUCUUUCAGCUCUCCAUCAGCAAAGUGCAGAAAUCUGACAAUGGCACCUACACCUGCCUGGUGGAAUCACGCCUGGGAAAUGGGACAAGGGAUUUCCACCUCAUCGUUGAAGAUAAAAAACCUGUUUUUCCCAAGGAGGCUGUUAUUGCUGCUGUCGUGGUGGUUACAAUCACAAUACUUUUUGGAAUUGUGGCUCGAAUAGAUAAAUUUCUUAAGUGCUUCAAGAAACCAAAAGAAACAUCUCUGAGGUGAUUUUUCAUUUCUUCUGUUCAUUUUGCUGCAGGUAAAGAACACCCAGAAAACAUCAUUUCUAGUGGUCAACCAAAGCCAUUGUGUGAGAUGAUGAGAUAAAGCACUGAAACU